GUUCUUAUCAGUCAGCGACGAGUUACAGCCAGCAUGGAGCUAAUGGUUCAUCUAUUAAAUUCCGGACAACGCACAAAGCAAACAGUUUUGACUGCUCCAGCAGCGUCUGAGUCGAGUUUCCUCACCACACCAUUAUGGGCCAGCGAGGAUCUAAACAACCAGAGGCCCAAGUCCUCCUCCUGGGUUUGGACAACGCCGGGAAGUCCACUCUCCUCUACAAAUUGAAAUACAGAGCGUGCGUCAGCACCGUCCCGACCAUCGGCUUUAACGUGGAGAUGGUGGAGGCCAGAAAGAACAGGACGAACAUCGCCCUGACCGUGUGGGAUGUCGGAGGUCAGGGCAGGAUGCGCAAACACUGGAAGGAUUUCCACCAAGACGCCACGGCCAUCAUGUUUGUCGUGGACAGCUCCGACGUGCGCCGGCUGGAGGAGGCGCGCCGGGAGCUGGCGAUCACGCUGAAGAGCGAGCAGCUGCGGGGCCGUCCUGUGGUCGUGCUCGCUAACAAACAGGACGUCAGUGGUGCGCUGACGGUCACCGAACUUAAGGAUAGAUUCAACCUGAGAAAGAUUUGUUCGGACCGGGACUGGUUCGUUCUGCCUUGUUCCGCCGCGACGGGCUACGGGGUUGAAGAAGGUUUCCGGCGAGUGGCGCAAAUGGUCAAAGUGUCCCAAGACCCUGCGAUGAGAGACAACCUUAAAGAAACGAUGCACUACCUCAGAUCCAACAGACGAAGUUUUAUUUAACAGAAACAGUGAUUGGGAAAAGGCUGAACAGUGCCGACGCCUUUUACGCACGAAGUUUGUGCAAAUCCUGCAAAACAAUGA
Molecule: messenger RNA, 824 nt
Organism: Thalassophryne amazonica
Lineage: Eukaryota; Metazoa; Chordata; Actinopteri; Batrachoidiformes; Batrachoididae
Gene: arl14
Product: ADP-ribosylation factor-like 14
Exons: 1
Coding region: 135-743 (202 amino acids)
Biological process (GO): intracellular protein transport; vesicle-mediated transport
Cellular component (GO): cytoplasm
Molecular function (GO): GTP binding; GTPase activity
Source: RefSeq, a predicted model, not a curated record